UAAAUCUAUUCCCACAUUCCUCCUUCUUUCCAUUUUUUUCUUCUCUAAACACACAAUAUGACAAUGGAAAGAACUGCUCUUUUGUUUUGCUUUGCCAUCCUAAUAGCUUCGGCGGCUCUUCUCGACGCCACUUCGCCUUCUUUGUCGCCCGCAGCCAAAGUUCCCGAAACCGUGAAUGAUAUCGAGCCCUAUACCACCAAAGUCGUGAAGCAGUUCUUGGCCGAUCUCGAGAAGGAAUGUCCCAAGACUCAAGAGUUCAAAUUGUUCUUCGAGAAACUCAGGGCUUCUGCUAAAUAUGUUUGCCCCAUCACCAAGGCUUUCGGGACGGAAGACCGUAAAGCCUACGAGUCUGACAUGAAAGCUAGCGGUAUCUCCCAAGUGUUCAUGACUUUCUCGACGGGAGAAAAAGGGUCGGGGAAAUCGAUGAAGAUGAUCAUGAAACGCGAAGAAUUGGAAUCCAUGAAAAUCGUUAACUCCCUACAAUCGAAGUUUGGUAAGAUCGUGAAGAAGGGCGAUGGAUCGACGAAGCUUACAGAAGAACAACAGAUAGCAAUCAAAGACGCAAUCUUGCGAUGGGAAAAAUCGGCUACUCGAGUCGUGAAGAUUCUAGUAAGGAGAAGCGUAUCUCCUCGUAACCCUCGAGACGGGCAAUAAAAGAAAACAAAUUAAUCUCUACCCCCGAAGAGACAUGUUAAAAUGACACAUUGAUCAUCAAAUGUAUGGUUUCAUAUCGGUUGUAAUUAUAUCUCAAGUGCGUUAUACACCGAUUUGAACCAGUUUUAGCAAUGUAUAACAACAUUUACAUUGUAUAUUUCUUCUUCUGGAUGAAUUCUUUUGUCAUAUGAUACA
Molecule: messenger RNA, 849 nt
Organism: Tarenaya hassleriana
Lineage: Eukaryota; Viridiplantae; Streptophyta; Magnoliopsida; Brassicales; Cleomaceae
Exons: 2
Coding region: 58-654 (198 amino acids)
Source: RefSeq, a predicted model, not a curated record